AUGAACACCGCCCGCUCCACCGAUUCCCAAGAGGAGGGCGUGCCCAUGACCAUCGCCGCCUCCCACCUCGACGGUCUAGUCCUCUCGCUCACGCCCAACAGCCACAGCUACAACUACCGCAGCGCGAUCCUCUUCGGGCACGCCACGCUAGUCACCGACCCCGCCGAGAAGCUGUACGCGAUGGAGCUGAUCACCAACAGCGUGGUGCCCGGGCGGUGGGCGCACACGCGGGUGCCGCCCAACGCGGCCGAGAUGCAGAGCACCAGCGUGCUGCGCGUGCGGGUCAGCACGGGCAGCGCCAAGAUCCGCACGGGCGAGCCGCAUGACGAGAGGGGCGAUAUGGAGGAUGCGGGGCUGCUGGAAAGGGUGUGGACCGGCGUGGUGCCCGUUUAUAUGGUGAGGGGGGAGCCCGUGGCCGGGGGGUAUAAUAGGGUGGAGGGGGUGCCUGAGUAUUUGGAGGGGUGGAGGGGGGAGGUUAAUGAGGAGGCGGAGGUGUAUGCUAGGGAGGCGGUGGGGAGGGAGGUGGUGGCGAAGAAGGGGGGUGAGUGA
Molecule: messenger RNA, 549 nt
Organism: Chaetomium globosum CBS 148.51
Lineage: Eukaryota; Fungi; Ascomycota; Sordariomycetes; Sordariales; Chaetomiaceae
Exons: 2
Coding region: 1-549 (182 amino acids)
Source: RefSeq, a predicted model, not a curated record